AUGUGCUUUAUCUUUUGUCUUUUUAAUUUCUCCAUUGUCUUCUUCCUUUCUUUUCUGUCUUCUUCCUUUCUUUUCUGCCUUCUUCCUUUCUUUUCUGUCUCCUUCCUUUCUCCUUUCUUUUCUGUCUCCUCCUUCCUUUCUGUCUCCUCCCUUCUUUAUUAUAUAAUACCCCAUUGCUUUCUAUUCUUUCCUCUCUAUUUUUUCUCCCCCCCUCACCCUUUUGUAAAGGAGGCAACAAUUUUCUCUUUUUUUGUACACUGGGGGUUGAGAUGUGAAGACAGUCUUCUCUUCUUUUCACACCCCUGCUACAGCAAUGUGAAAACGGACUUCUUCACAUGCCUGCUACAGCAACGUGAAUAUGGUCUUCUCUUCUUUGCACGCCUGGUACAGCAAUGUGAAUAUGGUCUUCUCUUCUUUGCACGCCUGGUACAGCAAUGUGAAUACGGUCUUCUCUUCUUUGCAUGCCUGGUACAGCAAUGUGAAUAUGGUCUUCUCUUCUUUGCAUGCCUGGUACAGCAAUGUGAAUACGGUCUUCUCUUCUUUGCAUGCCUGGUACAGCAAUGUGAAUACGGUCUUCUCUUCUUUGCAUGCCUGAUACAGCAAUGUGAAUACGGUCUUCUCUUCUUUGCAUGCCUGGUACAGCAAUGUGAAUACGGUCUUCUCUUCUUUGCAUGCCUGCUACUGCAAUGUGAAGAUGGUCUUUUCUUCACACCCACUACAGCAAUGUGA
Messenger RNA from Acanthosepion pharaonis, 729 nucleotides. The record is from the annotation of a GenBank genome assembly. NCBI's taxonomy places the organism in Eukaryota, Metazoa, Mollusca, Cephalopoda, Sepiida, Sepiidae.